AUGGCUUUGACUUAUGUUGAUAUGUCGUCAGUGAUUGAGGUUCAGGAACGUCUGACAAGUCAUGGAGGGGGAAUCGGUUUGUCGAGUGGAAGUCCAGCUUAUACUGGUCAUUCAACAAGUAGCGGUGGACGGUCGAGUGGCUUAACAUCAAGCCAACACGGACACGGUCCAAGCAUGCAUCAACCUGCUGAUUUUCAACCGCCAUAUUUUCCACCACCGUUUCAUCAUCCAUCAACACAUCAAAGUCCACCCCAACAGCAGCAACAAAAUCAUCAUGGUCUUGACUAUUUAAGUCCAGCAACUGAUCCCUAUGGACAAACUCCACUUACAUCAGGUCUUCAUCAUCACACAUCUUCCCUUCAUCAUCACUAUAAUCAAUUAGCCGGUCUUAGUCGACCUUCACAAGAACAGUUGGGUUUAUCAAGUCGAUCUCAUCGCGAUUCUGUUGAUUUAGUUCAAGGAUGUCAUGUUACUCAACUUUCACAUGGUUUUCCUAUGGCAUAUACGGAUAGACGUGGGAGUGAUUAUGGAACUUCGUUGAGUGGAUCUGGUUCAGUUGGUAGAUUAGGUGGGCCUGGUAGUGGACAUGACCACGAUCCAUUGUCACUUCAUCAAGCACUACAAAAUGCUGUCGAUGAUCAAGAACAAAAUCAAGUCUGCGAUGAAGCUGCUACAACGUUCAUGACUGAUUUGCCUUUGCUCAAAAAUUCUCCUCCAUUUUUCCCCGAUAUCAAAAAAGACCAAAGUGGCCUCAAUAUUGUAGGUUCGCCGGGUGACGUAUUUUGUUCGGUGCCAGGUCGAUUGAGUUUGUUGUCAAGCACCAGCAAGUACAAGGUGGUGACUGUAGCUGAAGUGCAGAGACGCUUGUCACCGCCGGAAUGUUUAAAUGCAUCACUUCUGGGAGGUGUCUUGAGAAGAGCUAAGAGUAAAAAUGGUGGUCGACUAUUACGUGAGAAAUUGGAAAAAAUUGGACUUAAUUUACCGGCGGGUAGACGAAAGGCAGCAAACGUUACACUUUUAACUUCACUUGUUGAAGGUGAAGCGAUUCAUCUGGCAAGAGAUUUCGGUUAUGUUUGUGAAACAGAAUUUCCCGCACGACAAGUUGCAGAAUAUUUAACUCGACCACACACUGACCAACCACAUGAUUCGUAUAAAAGAAAGGAAGUUUUAAUGAACACGAAGCAAGUUACAAAGGAACUAAUGGAUCUCUUAAAUCAAGACCGUUCGCCAUUGUGCAACACUCGACCACAACAUAUUCUCGAUUCGUCAAUUCAAAGACAUUUAACUCACUUUUCAUUAAUCUCUCAUGGAUUUGGUUCACCAGCAAUUGUUGCUGCUCUUACUGCAAUUCAGAAUUAUCUGAAUGAGUCAAUAAAACAUUUAGACAAGAUGUAUCCUGGAAAUGGUAACAUGGUAACCUCAUCUCUUGACAACAAAUCCAAGCUGUCAGACAGCGAUAAAAAAUGAUAAAAAUUAAAAUUGGCAAAAUUUAAUUUGGAUUCGUUUUUGUUGUGAUCUUAAUGUUACGAUAACAAAAAAAAAUUCUUGAUGACUGUUUACAUCAAUUCCAAUUAAUAUUUGCCAAUCGUUUGCUCUUUUUUGUUUGUUUUUGCUUAGAAAAAAUGGAUCUUUUCGAUAUAAAUAAUGACAAAAUGUACAAACAUAAAAAUUCGCUCUAAAUAAUUUUAUGUAAAAAAUAUCUGAAUGAGAUUAAUAAAUUGUAAAAUAAGAGAAAUUGAG
This is a messenger RNA of Clunio marinus, 1740 nucleotides long. The record is from the annotation of a GenBank genome assembly. NCBI's taxonomy places the organism in Eukaryota, Metazoa, Arthropoda, Insecta, Diptera, Chironomidae.